CUAACAAAGCAGCUCGGACCGCCGCUGAUCGGCCUCUUUGCAGCGCGAGCACCGUUGCGCUAUGUUCAACCUACGGACGUGGCGCCGGAGAAGCGCAAGACGCGGGCCAUCACUGGUAUUGCAGAGUAUGUCCAUUUACUGGGUCAAGACGACGGCUAUGUCCCAACAGAAACGCAUCAAGAGCAACAAGAACGCAAGAGGCGCGAACGAAAGGAAACAUUUGAAGCGAAGCUUACAGAGAGGCUUAAGCAGUAUAACCCAGCAGAAGACCCUGAAGUGCGUGGAGAUCCCUACAAGACGCUUUUCGUGUCUCGGCUUGCGUAUAGCGUGACAGAGUCGGAUCUGCGGACAGUCUUUGAGCCGUAUGGAGCCAUUGAUCGCAUCAGGCUUGUCAAUGAGAAGGAUACGGGCAAGUCUCGAGGCUAUGCCUUCAUUGUCUUUGAACACGAACGCGACAUGAAGACUGCAUACAAAGAGACGGAUGGCAUUAAAAUCAAAGACCGGCGGAUAUGCGUGGAUGUCGAGAGAGGACGCACAGUCAAGAACUGGAAGCCCAGGUCGCUCGGUGGCGGACUCGGUGGACGGCACUAUACAAAGCCAACGCGCAGGAUCGAUACGUAUUCCCAUGCUCCGAGCAACUACAGCAGAGGGCCGUCUGGGCCAGCUGCAGGCAGGUAUACAAGUGAUCGAGGGACCGAUCGCACUGGUAGCAGUGCACCUCGAGGACGGUCAAGUGACCGCAAUGGUCGCACC
Messenger RNA from Protomyces lactucae-debilis, 753 nucleotides. Its product is annotated as U1 snRNP-associated protein Usp101. The transcript has a single exon. The record is from RefSeq and is a predicted model, not a curated record. Lineage: Eukaryota; Fungi; Ascomycota; Taphrinomycetes; Taphrinales; Protomycetaceae. Gene Ontology annotation, molecular function: U1 snRNA binding; mRNA binding. The annotation marks the transcript as partial. Gene Ontology annotation, cellular component: U1 snRNP; precatalytic spliceosome; U2-type prespliceosome. Gene Ontology annotation, biological process: mRNA splicing, via spliceosome.